GAGGAUCCAAGUAUAUUAGUUCUAUGGAAUAGGAUAAAAAAGGCGAAAAACGUGAAAACAAAAAAUAUGUUUCAUGCCGGUGUGGAUGAACAGGAGGAAGCAAGGCUCUCAUUCAAGUCACAUCAAAACAGCUAUGGAAAACCUUCUGGAAAAUUCUGGCUCCCAAGGCCUCUGUGAUGUCACCGCGUGUUGCCAUGACGACCCCACGCUGUCCCCAAGCCCAUCUGGCCACUGACAGCCCGCCUGUCCGGUCAGAUUUCCUGCGCUCUCCAGUGAUUCCCACUGCGAGCAGAGCACUUGAAGGCGAACUCACCUGAUUUCUCCCGAUCCUCACCCACCUUGAUCCCCGUCCGUCCUGAUCCUCGUCCGUCCUCCUCCUCAUCCAACCCCGUCCUCGUCUCUUCUUCUCGUCAUCCUCCUCCUCGCCCGUCCUCCUCCUCGCCCUUGACCCUUAUUCCUCGCCAACCCUCGUCCUCAUCCGGUUUGUUCGCUGCAGCUGAGCCAGAGAGGAUCCCUCGCCAGCUGCUGAUGGCGUGGCAGGCACAAGCCAGCAGAUACACCACCCCGGCCAUGGCUGCACCUGUGCCUGCCCACCUGCCGCCCACCAGCCAAGGGCUGCUGGUGCCCCCCCAGCCUGCCCAGCACUACCCUGUCACCUACCACCUGGGACAGGGCAGCGUCUGGCAGGGGGUGCCAGGGACCCUGGGGCAGCUGCUGCAGCUCCCGCCAGGGGUGCAGCUGCAGCAGGUCCCCCAGGUGGUGCAGCUGUCCCCAGGGGUGCAGCUUUGCCACGGGGUGCAGCAGGUCCAGCUGCCCCAAGGGGUGCAGCUGGUGCAGGUCCCCCAAGGGGUCCAGCUGCCCCCUGGCCCUGCUGCAUAUCCACCACCCUACCCCUGGGGACAGCAGCUGGUGACCGGCACCACGCUGGUGCCACAACAGCCCAUGGGGCUGGGGCCAUGGGCUGUGGUCCAAGGGCAGCCCCUGUACCCCGCGGGCUCAUACCAGCCGCCCGUCCCUGCCCGCCCCGGCCCCCCGACAGCCCGUGGCCCCGCGGCUCGGCGGGUGCGGAGCCGCCCUGCGCCCCACACCCUGCCUGACACCAGCAAGGAGCCAGCGGAGGCCUCCGGCAGGGACGGCGUGGCUGCGGAGCUCAGUGUCCCCGCUGCCAUCCCCCACCAGCCCGCCCUGGCUGCACCACCAGAGACAUCCAGUGGGGAGCCCACAGGUGAGUGCCAGGGCUGGCAGAGCCCACGGGUGGGAGGACAAGCUGAGGACAGCUGGUAUCACCCACCUUGGAUGGUUUUGUUUGCUUUGUCAGCAGAGGUGACCACCAAGGCAGCCCUGGGGAGCCCGGGGGGUCUCCCCCAGCAGGAACCACCUACCUGCACAGGGGCUGCUGUCGAGUCGGACCCAGGCACCAUGGCCGACGACCUGAUCGCCUGGCUGGAAGCCACCAUGGGUGGGGAUGACGUCCCCGAUGUCGCGGACAGCCCCGACCUGGCCAGCUUCCUCCGUGAGCUCCCUGACCUCUCUGGGUACGUGGGACAUGGCAGCUGCCCAAAGCAGCCAGCGGUGGCACUGGGGAUGGGGAACACCAACCCUCAUGUCCAUGACACCACAAACCCACCACCUGCCUCAACGAGCUCCCCGAUCUCUCCGAGCACAGGGCAGAGAACACCAGCCCCGGAGAGCGAGUGGCGGUGGUGACGCUGGAGGACGGCGAGGACACCAGCCGUGUCCCCAGCUCUCCCAGCAUCCUGACCCAGCCGCUGGACUUCUCCGAGUACGUGGCAGAUGGCGGCUGCUCCAAGAAAACAGUGGUGGCCGUGGGGCUGGGGGACAGCGAGGACACCA
Molecule: messenger RNA, 1854 nt
Organism: Columba livia (rock pigeon)
Lineage: Eukaryota; Metazoa; Chordata; Aves; Columbiformes; Columbidae
Product: TSC22 domain family protein 2-like
Exons: 2
Coding region: 529-1707 (392 amino acids)
Source: RefSeq, a predicted model, not a curated record